Molecule: messenger RNA, 1242 nt
Organism: Aspergillus oryzae RIB40
Lineage: Eukaryota; Fungi; Ascomycota; Eurotiomycetes; Eurotiales; Aspergillaceae
Gene: alg3
Product: dolichyl-P-Man:Man(5)GlcNAc(2)-PP-dolichol alpha-1,3-mannosyltransferase
Exons: 3
Coding region: 1-1242 (413 amino acids)
Cellular component (GO): endoplasmic reticulum
Molecular function (GO): dol-P-Man:Man(5)GlcNAc(2)-PP-Dol alpha-1,3-mannosyltransferase activity
Source: RefSeq, a predicted model, not a curated record
AUGGAGUUGAAGCACUUCAUCCACGAACUCUGCCUAAACCCCAGACAUACAAAAUGGAUUGCACCGCUUCUUGUCAUAGGCGAUGCCUUCCUAUGUGCUCUUAUCAUCUGGAAGAUCCCAUAUACUGAGAUCGACUGGACGACGUACAUGCAGCAGAUAGCGCUUUACAUCUCUGGCGAACGUGACUAUACCCUGAUCAAGGGGUCCACUGGACCCCUUGUAUACCCGGCCGCCCACGUAUAUAGCUACAUGGCACUCUAUCACCUAACAGAUGAAGGCCGAGAUAUUCUUUUCGGGCAGAUAUUAUUUGCUGUCCUUUACCUUGUCACGCUAGCAGUUGUGAUGGUUUGCUACAGGCAGUCAGGUGCCCCUCCGUACCUGUUUCCUCUUCUUGUCCUUUCCAAGCGGCUCCACAGUGUCUUUGUUUUGCGCCUUUUCAAUGAUGGCCUCGCGGUCUGUGCCAUGUGGAUAGCGAUUCUGCUCUUCCAGAAUAAGAAAUGGACGGCUGGUGUUACGGCCUGGACUGUUGGGGUUGGCAUUAAGAUGACGUUACUGCUCCUUGCGCCAGCCAUUGCGGUGGUAACUGUGCUCAGCCUUUCCCUCGUGCCUAGUAUUCGACUUGGAAUUCUAGCAUUGCUCAUUCAGGUUCUACUAGCGAUUCCCUUCCUACAGGGUAACCCCAUAGGAUACGUCGCGCGGGCCUUUGAGUUGACUAGACAGUUUAUGUUCAAAUGGACUGUCAAUUGGAGGUUUGUGGGUGAAGACUUGUUCCUAUCCAAACAGUUUUCUCUAGCCUUACUAGGUUUGCAUAUUUUUCUGCUGGGAUUAUUUGUUACCACAGGCUGGUUACGGCCGUCAGGAUCUAACGUCCCUGACUUCCUCCGGAGCCUACUCCAAGGACGCCAACGCACCGUGGUGCUUUCUAAGUCUUUCAUAAUGACCGUGAUGUUGACAUCGCUGGCGAUCGGGUUGUUGUGCGCAAGGUCCCUUCAUUACCAAUUCUUUGCCUAUCUCUCCUGGGCUACGCCUUGCCUUCUCUGGCGGGCUCGGCUCCAUCCGAUCCUUAUAUAUGCGAUCUGGGCACUACAGGAGUGGGCUUGGAAUGUCUACCCAAGCACCAAUGCCAGUUCUUCGGUCGUUGUCUUCUCACUUGCUGUUCAGGUUUUCGGUGUCCUCCUCAAUAGCAGAAACGCACUGAGCGAUGCGCCUCCGAGACGCAAAGGAAAGGAGCACAUCCAGUGA